CCUUCGUGGCGCGUUGCGUUGGUGUAGUGCGAGCGUUUGCGUGCCGUUAAACGGCGUAAUCUAAAGCAGUGCAAAAACGAGCUCUGAAAGCUUCUCAGAACGCAUUCGAUCAACCGGAUCAACCGGUGUAUUACGCUAUCAUUGCGCCACUAGGUCGUCUUUGUGUGCACUACGAAUUUGAUGUCCCGAGUUCCAACGAGUUAGGCCUAGGCCUACCGACAUGUUCGGAGAUGUUUAGCCUAGUUAUGUCUUAGUUUAGCCAAGUGUCACUCGUCUAUUUACUCGUGCACGAGUGCGGUGCGAGCAGUAGAGCGUGCUUUCAGUUGCAUCGGGGACCACAAUGAGCAAGAGCUGUCUGGCAGUAGCGGCGGAGGCCGCGGAACGAGUCAACGCCAUGCUCGUUGCCAAAGGCAAGCUGAAGAUCAACGGCUGCACGGGCCGCAGUUCAGGGGACCUGUUCACCACGGAGGUGGAGAUAAACGACGCUCCGCUGGCUGCACGGAACAUCCUCACCAAGGGUGUCUUCCAGGACGAGAUCUGCCGGACAACGAACGCCGUCAUGUCGACGAGAGGCCGCUACAUGAAUGCGGUAGACAAAGCUGGCGCUGGAUCGGGGGACCGGGCUUUGUACCUGCACAUCCAGGCAUCUACUGUGGAUGCUAUUGAACGAGCCAUGGCCCGGAUCAACAUGGUGAUCCGGGAGCACACGAAAGACGACCCUAACUUUGCGGCGUCAGAGCCCACGACCACUGAGCUGGUUCAGGUGCAGCUGGCCGAGACCAACGCCAUGGCCGCUGCAGCCCUCUCCCUGCUCACUGCCCAGGCGGCGGCCACUGGGCACCACUACAUUCAGGACAAGAUAUUCGUCGGCCUGGAGCAUGCGCCCGUCGGCUUCCCCGUGCGCGACAAGAUUCUCGGUCCCGGGGGCUCGUACCUGGACCAUAUCAAGGGCACCACGGGGGCUAACGUGACUCUGAGGGGCAAGGGGUCCGGCUGCCUGGAGCCCACCUCGGGCAGGGAGGCCUUCGAACCGCUUCACAUCCACAUCACGCACCCAAACUUGGAGGGACUGCAGGCGGCCAAGUCCCUGGCGAUUAGUCUCAUUCAGACGGCUCAUGCCGACCUGGCAGAGUGGCAGCAACAGCAGUUGGCAAGCUUGACCCUUCACUCUGCCAUGGCACUACCGACCACCGCCCAGCAGUUGGCGCCGUCGGUGAUUGCGGGCCUUGGCCAGGUGUUCCAGCCGGUUGCCGCGGCCACCGAGAUGCAAGCUCAAGGGAUCCUGGUCAGCCCCGGGGUGGUGGGCGGGCAGUCUGCGUCCAUCAUGCUGCCAAUGUCACUUGCAUCGACCGUGCCAACCACGUCAGAUGCUUGGUGGGCGUGCAGCCGUGACGAUCAGCCAUGCGUGAGCUACGUUACCGCUUUACCUCAGGCACAGGCUGCCGUCGUUUACCCAACCCAAACCGUCAUGGCCGCUGCCCCUUCCACAAUGGCGCAGCUUCAGCCGCAAAUUCAGCUUCAGCAGCACCAGUUGCAGCAGCAGCAACUACAGCAGCACCAUCUCCAGCAGCAACAAUUGCAGCAACAACAACUGCAGCAACAGCAGUUGCAGCAGCAGGUUCAGCAGCACAUUCAGCAACAAGUUCAGCAGCAAGUCCAGCAGCAGGUCCAACAACAUGUGCAACAACAGCAACAGCUUCAGCAGCAGCAACAGCAACAACAGCUUCAGCAGCAGCAGCAGCUUCAGCAGCACAUUCAGCAGCAGGUGCAGCAGCAGGUUCAGCAGCAGGUCCAGCAACAAGUUCAGCAGUUGCAGUCGCAAAGCCAGCAGCUUCAGCAGCAACAGCAACAACCUCAGCAACUUGCAGCGGGGGUGCAGCCGUAUCAGGUGGUGCCACCCCCGCCGCUGCCGUCCACCUUCUCUGCGCCUACCGCAUACCCUCACCUGCACCACCAGUACGCCCAGUACAACAAGCGCAAGUAUGAGACGCCACCUCCACCCCUGCCAGUGCCACCCGACACCUCGGUGCCACCUCCCAUAGCCACCGCGACGCCAGCACCGCUGUCCACCGACACCUCGGUGCCACCACCGGUGGCCGCCGCUGCGACGGCACCCCCGGACACAUCGGUGCCACCUCCCAUUGCCGCGGCAACAUCUGCGGCGACGCCAGAUACCUCAGUGCCGCCACCUAGGGUGACGCCGGACACCUCCGUGCCACCGCCUCCGCGCUAUGGCACCAACGAUGAUUGGAGGUUCCGGGUUCCACCGCCACCGGUCUCAACCACCAUGCCACCCCCGCCGUUGACGAAGGUGCCGUCGACACCGCCGCCGUCGGCGACCGCCCCCUCUGCGUCUUCGCCGCCCGGGCAGAGCACGGCAGCGUCCGGCGCCGCCCAGGGCUCUGCCGGCACCGCGCCACUUUACUACCGUAGCCUGAGGCCGCUUGCCAAGUCCUCCUACCUGAGCAGCUACCAGACUUCCUCGCUGGCGCCUCCGGAGAUGGACUACGGCUCACGGAGGGAGGCGGGGACAAGUGGUGCUGCCACCGCUGCAGCGCCCGCCUCCAGCGCCAAGAAGGCGGACUGGGACCUGAUGCCGCCGCCGCUGGCCCGGCGGUCGUCGUCGGCCGGAGGGACGAGCGCUGCAGCAAGCUAUCCUGCAUUGAAGAGGCCCCUGGAAUCUUCUAGCACGUCAAGCACCAGCGUUGACUGGAAGAGACCAAGAGGAGCCCUCUGAGAACUGGACGCUGAAGGAUCGUCAUCAAGACAAGGGACGCCGAUGGAUUGUGUGGUUGGUGGUGUGGUGAAAAGGACGCCCUGGGGUUUGGGGGAUCUGCUUAAAAUGUCUACCAAGCUUUUUUGAGAUCUUGUCUACAUAUUUAUAUAGUAAUGUACGUAUGUGAACUAGGGUGACCACCCUCCUGCUAGCGAAAUGCGGGAGACGAGGGGGGGGGGGGGGGGGAUUUAUGAACUCGCCAUGAACCGAGGCUUUGUUUGCACAUUUAAUAUCCUGUGCUGCUUAUACACCUGAAAGUUGUAUUGCAGCAAUUAAGCUAAAAUAAUUUUCACUCCCAGUGAUGUUAUAUUUUUAUGCCAAUUAUGUUUUAAUGUGUCGAAGCCGAAAGCAUAAAAAUCAACAGCAGCAGAACUCAAUGCAUUAAAUGAAAUGAAGAAACUAAAUCUUUUUUGGGUUAUUGUUUCCUAUCAACGCCUAAUUUUAUCAACAUGAUCCUACACAAAUUUUUAACGUGAUGUUCUUUUUCAACCGUUCCGAGUUGCCGGCUUUUUGCAUUGUGUUGCUGUCUUGGAAAAAAAAAAGGAUUUGAAAGGGAUUAAAUUUUUAUAUUUAAACUUUUGGCGAGCAAUUUUUCUUACAAUAUUUUUCCGCCAAGGGGAGAGGCACAAAAGAGCAUGCGCGUCGGUUCUCCUGCAGGAACGAUGGUCGCUUCCCACAAUUGGAUGGAAAAUGCCGUACCAUUGAGAUUCACACAAUUACUAGCGACCUCCGCACUUUGCCUUGCCAUGUUGUUUGGCAGCACCACGAGUUGGAAUGAAUUUUAUGACAGUAUGAAAUGCGAAACAAUUUGAGGUUUCGAAAAUUUUUUGCGGGAUGUGAGCUUUCAAUGCGGGACAGUCCCGCGAGUCGCAGGACGGGUGGUCACCCUAAUAUGAACUGUGGAGGGUCGUGUGCUGUCACAUUGGGGCAGUGACCAUAAAUGUUGUCCCGUCAAACACCACCUUAUUUGGUGUAGGGCAUGUGUGCCUGGGUUAGGUCCUUCCAUGAGCACUUACAAUGGGGGAGUUUGCCUGAACACUUUCACCAUCUACAUUAUGUACAAAGUUCUUUGUGAAUAAAAAAUCAACUUG
This is a messenger RNA of Ixodes scapularis (black-legged tick), 3867 nucleotides long. RefSeq names its product histone-lysine N-methyltransferase 2D. Gene Ontology annotation, molecular function: RNA binding. The transcript has 17 exons. Gene Ontology annotation, cellular component: nucleus. The record is from RefSeq and is a predicted model, not a curated record. The coding region runs from base 341 to 2737 and encodes 798 amino acids. NCBI's taxonomy places the organism in Eukaryota, Metazoa, Arthropoda, Arachnida, Ixodida, Ixodidae.